GGAUAGAUUUGCUGAUGAUGCUGUUGCAUGAUUUAUUUUGUUUUGGUUCCAAUUGGAAAAGAACAGCUGUGUUUCAUUGAUAAUUUUUAUUGUUUAUUGUCGAAAAUCUUUGAAUGCUAUGCAAUAAACAUCAUAUUUAGAUUUGUUUAUAUUCGCAUGAAUGGAUUCCAAAUCUAUUUCAUCUGCAACAAGUGUAGAAGUGAAUUCCGACGUUAAUUCAGUGUUUACGAAUAAAAUAUCCGAAUCGGAUUCACAGGAAGAUGUUACCAGCAAUAGUUGCAGUAAACCAGUUGAGAUCCCAAAUCAUCAGAACCAUAUUUUAUUAUUGGAUGAAGAUCAUUUUAGCGUCAAUUCAGAUGUCGAUUAUCUGAAUGAUAUUGAAUAUUCGAAUCUUAAACGUGAUGAAAAGAUUGAAUUGACCAUUACUAAAUAUCGUAGCCAAUUAGAAUCACUGGAGACUGGAAAUUUGAAUCCUAAUGAUAAAGAUGAAAAGAAACGACAAUUAGUCAAAAAGAUUUGUGACCUUAAAAUCAAGUUAGUGAAACUUCAAGAAGAGGCCGAAUUUAACAAUUUAAAAGUUGAUGUUCAAUCACAAGUAGAUGAUUUAAAAGAUGAACUAUCAGACGAUAAUCCAAUAUUCUUUAAGCGGAUAUAUUCGUUUUCGAAAUCUAUUGGUGGACAUAAAUUGGUGUUAUCGAGUGAUGUAUUCGAAAAUGAAAAACGUCUUCGAACUACAUGGAAAAAUUAUGUCAAAAACUCAUCACCAUUAUCAUUAUCACCACCAUCAUCUGCAAGUGAAAUGUUGAAUAAUUCGUUACCGAUAUCCCGUCUAUUAAAUCUAUUAACAUCCAAUCAUCUAUCAUACUUAACCAGUAGUUGCGUGAAUUGGCCAAUGGCUGCUUGUCAUCCACCUACGAACCCGAUGCAACAACUUGUCUGUGAUCAUUGUUGUAAAAAAUCAACAAAAUCAUUGAAUGAUUAUAUUUUUGAUGCUUUGAAAUUUGGUAAAAAAGAAGAUUCUACACCAGCGAUUAGUAUGCAAUCUUCCACCGAUCUUCGUUCAUCUAAUCCCUAUCUAGUCUGCAUCUAUUGUUUUUUUACCAUUCAUUUUAAUUGUCUUACAAAAGAUGUACGUAAAUGUCCAAAGUUAUUUUUUGAUUCAAUGAACGAUGAUGUUAUCGAAGAAUUUUACUCACGUCUAUACAAUUAUAAUACCUCACCAUCAUCAUCAUCAUCAUCAUCAUCGUAUUCGUCGUUUGAAACAAAAAAAUCAAACGGCAAUUCUAGUAAUAAUGAUCAGACUAAAUCAACACCGGUUAAUGGUAUUAUAGAAAGCUAUCAACAAAGAAUGAAACGUAUUAUACUAAAAAUUUGUCCUGAAAUUGGCCUCGCAAAUCAAGAUUUUCGUUGCGCUGAAUGUCGAAUAUCGAUUUCGCCAUCACCGGCUAAAGAUGCAACAAAAAUCAUAUCAAAGCCAAGACUUUGUGAUUAUUCGGGUCUAUAUUUUUGUGAAACUUGUCACAUGGGUGAUAUUGCAAUCAUACCGGCUAGAGUUAUACAUAAUUGGGAUUUUCAACCUCAACCCGUCGCCCGAGUAUCAUUACAAAUCAUUUCAUACUUACGGAAUAAAUCAUUCCAUUAUGAUCGUACUGUUUUGAUUAAUCUGGUCGAAAUCAAUCCAAUGCUUUAUGGAUUGGUCGAUGAACUAAUCCAGAUUAAACGCCUACGAACUGAACUUUGUCAUAUAUACAAAUACAUUUGGCUAUGUAAACAACCAUCGAAACCACGACAAUGGAUCUCGAUCAUGUGCCAGCUAGGAUCGUAUCUAUUGAAUGAACAAGAAAUCAAUUAUCUUUCCUUCUGUGAUAUCUGUGAUCUAAAAUCAUUAGUUGGUAAUCUAUCCGAACUUGAACAUCUAUUCAUCACUCAUAUUACUACUUGUGAAGGUUGUCGAGGAAAAGGAUUCUAUUGUGAACUUUGUCCAAACAAAGAAGACAUAUUGUUUCCAUUCUCACCGAACACAACAAUUUGUCCCAUUUGUAAUGCUGUUUAUCACAAAAAUUGUUAUUAUCGUCGCAAUCGUUUGUGUCCACGAUGUAAUCGGAUCAAAGGCAAAAAUACGGUCAAAUUUGAUGGCGUUAAAAAUGGAGAAAUCAAUCAGGAUAAUGAAACUUCCGAAGCAACGUAAUUCUCAUUCGAAGACUUGAAAUUAAAUGAAUUUUCUUAGGAAUAUUUUUAUAAUAUACAAAUUGAUUUGUUUGUUUAU
This is a messenger RNA of Dermatophagoides farinae (American house dust mite), 2266 nucleotides long. RefSeq lists its product as uncharacterized. Lineage: Eukaryota; Metazoa; Arthropoda; Arachnida; Sarcoptiformes; Pyroglyphidae. The record is from RefSeq and is a predicted model, not a curated record.